This is a messenger RNA of Mytilus trossulus (common blue mussel), 2473 nucleotides long. RefSeq lists its product as uncharacterized. The transcript is spliced from 2 exons. Lineage: Eukaryota; Metazoa; Mollusca; Bivalvia; Mytilida; Mytilidae. Gene Ontology annotation, molecular function: zinc ion binding. Bases 132 to 2249 code for a protein of 705 amino acids. The record is from RefSeq and is a predicted model, not a curated record.
CUUUCAAAUUUAACGAACCAACGUAUACACAAUCACGGUUACCGAUUGUUUUGUUUUGUUCAAUUUUUAUAACAGAAAAUAUGGAGAGUUUUGAUUUUCGUAUAUAAAUUUUUCAGGUACGCAUUAUAAAGAUGGCCAGUGCAAUUAAAGCAGCAAAGGAAGAGCUAAUAUGUCACAUUUGCAAAAACAAUCUGAAUGAUCCGAAGACAUUGUUGUGUCUCCACUCGUUUUGCAAAAACUGUAUCCAAGGAUUCAUCGUUGAAAAUGUAAAAAACGCAAAGAAGCCAAAAGGAUUUGAAUGCCCAACAUGCAGACGAGAAACAAGCGUCGCAAAAUUCAUUGGGAAGGCACCCGUGGAUUGGGCAGAUGAGCUUCAUACAAACGAGUCCUUGGUCAAUAUUUUGAAACUUUUAACACUAAGCGAUGACCAAACGUCGAGACAGUGUCCUUUCCAUAUGAGUAAAGAAGUUGAGUUCUUCUGCGAACAACAUCUCACGUUGGCAUGCUCCCUCUGUGCAAACAUUACCCACAAAACAUGCGAGUCGGUACUCCCGCUUUCAGAAGCAAUAAGCAAACGCCGCACGAGCAGUAGCAAAAUAAUAUCAGGUCUUUCGGAACAAAUUACCAUGACGGAAAAGGUGAUGAACAAUAGGCAUGUUCAGCUAGAAACAAUUGAGAAGACAGAAAUGGAUAUUAAAAACCAACUCGGUGAUAUGAGACAAAGGUUUCUGGAUUUUUUUAGCCAAAUGGAAGGAAGAAUUUUAGACAAAAUUGCGCAAGCGAGAAUGAAAGAGGGCGGAGUUCUCCAAACGGAGAUUGAUAUCUGUCACGGACUUCUAAAUGAAAUUGAAGACUCUAUAAAAACUGUACAAGAAGCAUUAGAGUAUGCGGAUGAAAUUAAAUUUCUUACUAAAUAUAAUGACCAUCUGAAGCGUUACAGUGAACGACAACAACGGAUAAAGACAAUGACGGAAAGUCUUAGGGAUAUAAGAAUAUCCUUUCAGGCUAACCGCGAAAUUGAACAUCAUCUAUUCCAGAUCAAAAGCGUUGGUACACUGAGCAUAGACAGAACACGUAGUAAAAUAGCUGGACUAGGACAAAACCACCAUGAAUUUCUUGGUACUAGUAAUCAAGAUUAUAUGUAUGAUUUUAUAAAUGUACCGAAGACAGCGCGAUCAACCGUUGACAUUGCAUUUGUCAGGCCAAAUACACAUCGACCGACUACAUACAACCCGAGUUCGACGUCACUUCCGUCAAUAAGAUCAAUCAGCGAGAAAGGAGAUAUGACGUCAAGAACAUCUCGCAUGUCCUACGUUGAAAUACAAUCUCAGCGAGACCCACCUCAGGUUGAUUAUGAAAAUGAGCAACCAGGCGUCAGUAUCGCAUACAAAAGCUCAAAGACGAUCAAAGCGACUUUGAAGACUGAACUUGAUGUUGCAGUUGCUUUUCAGAAAGAGUGUUCUAUUGAAGGUGCUGCAUUUCUGAAAAAUGGUUAUAUCGUGUUGUCAGACUCAGCAAACAGUUCACUGAAGCUGCUCAAUUCGAAAUAUCAGUUUUUGACAAUGACCAAAUUUUCUUCUAACCCUGGCGAUAUAACGACUGUGGGUGAAUUUGACGUUGUUGUGUGUCUCCCAGACACCAUGCGCCUAAAACAUCAGAAAAUUGAAAACGAGCGUAUCUAUUCUGGAGAGGUUUUGUCUGUUAGCGAUAAAUGCUACUCUGUUUCCUUCAACAAAGGAACACUUGCCACGUGUUCAAACAAAAGCAUUUACGUUUUCCAACGUGACCAUAACGCGUGGCUCAAAACUACGACAAUUCCAGUACGAUCCGAAAGUCUGAUGUACAUCGCCGUGGAUCCAUCGGGAGAAAAGAUCGUCGUUACUCGAAACGGUCAUCCAAACACUUCAAUUAUCUGCAUGACAAUCCGAGGAACAAACAUUUGGAAUUUCUCUCACGAGAGUGUCAAGCUACCACGUGGUGUUGUUUUCUAUGGCAACAAGAUUCUCGUGGCCGCUUGGGAUCAGCAUAAAAUACUUCAGAUCAGCUCCGAUGGUCGCCUAGAAGGGGUAGUCGUGAACCAAGGAAUUCAAUGGCCAUGGAAAAUCAGUCUUAAUCAUCGUGGGGACAAGAUGAUUGUCUCGCAGUGUUACUAUAGACUGGCAACGAAAGAGAAAAACUGCUUGAAAAUAUUUAAACUGAGCAAACCGGAGCCUAAAGAGAUUGUUACAGACCAAACUAUAGAAGAAUAAAUAGAGUUUGUAUGAAAUAGUAGAAAAAAGAAAAUUUUACACAAAGGAAAAUUUGUAAAACUUUCAAACUUGAAGAAGAGAAAUUACACUUGUUCAUUAACAUUUAAGUUCUAAUGCAAUCUAUGAGAUUGGUAGUAGUUUUAAAGAGCUAGAUCGUCUGUCUUUAUGAAGAAGAAAAUAUGAUAAUUGCAUAUACAUUGUAUCAUUCAAUAUUGAAAUAAAAG